AUGCCUCCCCGUCAUGAUCCAUCCACCAAUGUCACACCGCCAAGUAUACGCAAGCAACUCUCCACACUCAUCGCUAUUUUCACCGCUAAUGUACAUCGUCUUGAUGCAAAUAUCACACAAAUGGCCACCGUUAACACCCUCAUUGGCCUUCAAACCGGAACAAUGGCCAAACUCAUCCCGCCACCUCCGCUACCACCACCGAAUCAACGACAAAGGCCAUUGUUGCCGACAUCCACACUGCCACUGUCGCCGCCACAACAACCAUUAUUGCCACCGCCGCCUCCAAAACCAUUGCAAUCGCCCAUGCCAACCCAACAACCACUUCUACCUUUACAGUCGUCGCCAUCAUUAACCACGACACCUUCACUACAACACCAAUUCCUACCACCGAUGAUGUCACCCCCGAAAACUACCUUCAUAAAACUAUAG
Molecule: messenger RNA, 429 nt
Organism: Lactuca saligna
Lineage: Eukaryota; Viridiplantae; Streptophyta; Magnoliopsida; Asterales; Asteraceae
Source: the annotation of a GenBank genome assembly